AUGACAACCCUCAAUGCGAUCAAUACUGACGUGCUAUCUCUCCCCUCACUAGCUUCCACCCAACAACCUCCCCAAGUGAACCUCCCACAUGUGGAAACCUUUUUGAACAUGCACCAAUUCAACGGCUUAUUCGAAGACGGUUCCCCGGCCGCCGACGGCCUCAGAGGUCGGUCAACCAUGUCCAUGGCGUCAGCUACAUUCCGCCGCGCAUUGCUUACCCGUCCCCGGUUCAUCUCUACAGAUUCCCACGGCUCCCCUACACAACCCCAACCUCAAUUACAACCACAACCACAAUCGCAAUCACAACCACAACCACAACCACAACCCCCCAACCCCUCCUCCGUCAGUCCGACCUCCCCAGCCGAUGAAACACCCACAGAAUGGUCCGCAGUCGGCCACGCUGCGACAGGCAAAUCAGGCCGCGUAAUCCACAACCUCCAAGAAGAAAUCGCCCGACUCCGCCGCGAAUGCAGCGUCUACCGCUCCCGCGCCGAAGAAACCCAACGCUCAAACGAAACGCUAAAAACCCAAACACAGAACAUGUCCGAGCGCCUCCGCAACCUAGAACAAGUCAACGAGACAAACCUAAACUCAAUCGCGCGCAAAGACCGCAAAAUAGACGACCUCCGGCUAGAAAUCCAGCACGAGCGCGAAAAGCGCAAGGGCGCUGAAGCAGACGCCAGUAAAACAAACGACAUGAUGCGCGAUGAGCGCGAAAAUCACAACCGGGAACAGGCCGAGGCGCUGGAAUUGGCGAAAUAUCACCAGACGCAGUAUGAGGUCCUUGCCAGCGCGACGAAGCGCGAGAAGGCGGAUCUGGGGAGGAGGGUGAAGGGGUUGUUUGAUGAGUUGGGGGCUCUUAAGGGGGCGCAUGAGAGGCAUGUUCUUUCUUCGGAUCAUUUGGAGGUCAUUGCGGAACAAAAGAAUCGUGAGAUCGAGGCGUUGAAGGAGGUGCAUGAGAAAUUACUGGAUAGUCAUGUGCAGUACAAGAAGCUUAAGGAUGACGAGCUUCGGGAUACGCUUGAGCAGGGUCGUGCAUAUAAUGCCCAGCUUGACACGAUGGUAACUUCGAUGAAGGAGACGCAGGGGAAGAUGAAAUGGGUCAUGCGACUGCAAGAGACGCGAGAUCAGGAGAGGGAGAGGAGGAAAGGGAAAGAGGAGGGGAAUUAG
Molecule: messenger RNA, 1170 nt
Organism: Penicillium manginii
Lineage: Eukaryota; Fungi; Ascomycota; Eurotiomycetes; Eurotiales; Aspergillaceae
Exons: 1
Coding region: 1-1170 (389 amino acids)
Source: RefSeq, a predicted model, not a curated record